This is a messenger RNA of Aspergillus costaricaensis CBS 115574, 1878 nucleotides long. RefSeq lists its product as uncharacterized. NCBI's taxonomy places the organism in Eukaryota, Fungi, Ascomycota, Eurotiomycetes, Eurotiales, Aspergillaceae. The coding region runs from base 279 to 1541 and encodes 420 amino acids. The transcript has a single exon. The record is from RefSeq and is a predicted model, not a curated record.
CAAAUUCCGACUGGGCGACCAGUCAACUCAAUUGAGGGAUAGAUCAUCUUCAGCUCCCUUCCAAUUCACAGCCAGGCUUGAUCGCGUGGUGAGGUGGCACUGGCAGCCCUUGCUCACCGCCCGUCGUUUUGGGCCAAUAUCGCUCGUGACUUGCUGGAUAAGGCGCAGCCCGGGACUUGUCCCCAGCAGAAGGGGUCCAGCCAGUGUCGACAGCCUUCAUUUAUCAUUAUCUAGCUGCUUUUUGCGACAGGCGCUGCAUUUGUGAUAAUUCUUCCACUAUGAGGGCCUCCCCGGCCGUCAGAUAUCCUUGGUCUAAAUUGCAUCUUCCGCUUCCCCGCACCCCUCGUCAGUCCGAGCAACUCCUCAAUGCCAUCACAUCCUCCUUCCGUCGCCAGCUCGAUCGUGAAUAUCCGACCAACAACCCUUCUACAUCCGACCGUAAUGGAGCUUCUGCCGAGCAUCCACCAGAAAAUUCCCAUUCGUCUGCUCAUGCGACUGAUAGACUUCUCCACAACAUCUUGGACAACCCACUUUUCCGGGUAGCCCCCUCGGCCUCUCCCAUCUCCAGUAAUGCGUCAGGCAUGCGCGAUGCGAAACAACGAAGAAUGUUGACAGAGCCCAUGGUGGUAUUCGACGAACUGGCAGCGGCAGGACAUGUCACUAAAGGCGACCUUCUCCAAUGCUUGCAGUACCAGUUAAUGCUUGCGAGAGGUACCGGCGAUGAUUUUGUCAGGGCCAUGAAAGAUUCCAAAGCAGCGACCAAAGUUGUGAACUGGUGGCUUGCAUCAGGUUGGCGAGAUCGGUUAAAGAUAUUUGAUCAUCGACAAACGUCUGCCACCUUGGUGAAGUUCAUGGUUGCGGAGGGCAUGCAAGAUACUGUUUUGACCUGGUUGGAAAUGCUGGCCAAUGCCGAUCUUCGGGCCUUCAAUGGCCAUAUCAGCCGAAGCCUCGCCGAGCGUGUCGCUAGAAACCUUCUGACAGAUUUUCUUGCCGCUGAGAAUCAAUAUGGAGGUGGCUUGUCCUCCGCUAUGCGGUACUACGUGCAGGUGGGAGAUAUGUAUUUCUCCAUGGAGGAUCUGCAUAACAGACGUGACACGAAAAACCUUCUUCGACACGCUGGUAAAUACCUGUUCCAGCAGGUCAGUCGGGAAGUACCGAAUGAUAAUAACGUGGUGUCUGCAUCUGUCUAUGAAGAAUACGCCAGGGUGAUUGCUACCGUGUGUACGGACUUUGUCACUGCCUCAGUGGCUCUCUACCACCCCACAGUACCCGACCCGAAGCCCUUUCUUCGGUAUGUGUAUAAUAAGGAUAUGCCCACGUUGCAGACAUGGCCGGUGGGCCUACGAGAGGUAUUUGUGCGCAGUGGCUCGGUCGCACUCCGUCUUUUGAUGGACCAGGGGAAGCGGGGAGAUGCCACAUGGCUGGCAGGUAUCCUGCAGCACGUGUCAGACACGGAUAAAGCGAAGGUCGAACAUGAAGCAUCCGCAGAUGAAAAGGCUUUGCUUUCUCGACUACUCCGAGUAGACAUGGCGUGGACCUGAUUGAUGUAACCGUUCUUCUACAGCGUUUGUGGAAUAAUUUACGAAAAGUCUUCAUGCAAUGCAGCUCUUUGACCGGGCUAAUUUGCGUCACGGAUCCUAACGGAAGCGCGCAGAUCGAGGGGAUGAGAUUCGUCAGCCAUGUUUCGCUUCCAGCCAGCCAGCAGCAUUGUCAUUGCGACAGUCACACCAAAACACCAACUCCUCCCGGCAUUAAUACUCCGCAUCGGACUCCACUCCUGCCGCUAAGGGAUGCUUUCUCCUCUUCUUGGCGUGCUUACCUCUAACAACAACCCCGGUGCAGCUAGGGCUUAUCUCUUCCCCUCGGGCUGAGCAUCGG